AUGGAUGAGGAUAGCCGAUCAGAGGAUGAUACGCCCAUUCACAUGGCGUUUGGUGAAAAUGCGGAUAUAGCUCCGGAAGCAUCUGCAAGAAAGAAAAGUAUCAUGGGGGGCGGGAUGUCUUUUCACCCGACACAAUUGAAAUUACAUGCGUUUGUUUCGGAAAAAGACUUCGAACAACCUGAUGAGGAAUUUCUGGCUAAGGCAAAGGAAGUUGAUGAGCUCCUAGCCCUUACACAGACCGAUCAAGAUGUGGGAUUAGUCGCCCGGAAGACGAUGCCCGUGCUGCUCCAGGGUCUGCGGACAUGGAUUGCAACUACGAAAUCAAAAGUAGACGAAAUGGGGAACUCUAUGUCCCUGGACGCUCGUGUGGAUGCAGAACGUAACCUGAAAUUAAAAUUUCAAUCUGAUUACAACGAAAUGCGUAUUAAAUUUGAAAAUGAACAAACCGAAAAUGAUCGCCUGACAAACGAAUUGCGUAUUGCGGCUGAUAAUUUGUCUCGGUCAAGAGAUGCUGGUAGAAACGCACAAAAUGCUCUUAAUGCUAUGAAAGAUGAGCGUGAUGGAUUAAAGGAUGCAAACCGGCAUUUGGAAAAACAAUUAGAGGAAGCACAGAGAGAGCUGUCGGCAGCGAGAACUACUAUCGACGGCUUUAAAGCCCAAACACUCCCUGAUACGGCGAAGCAAGUUGCAGAUUUAGACCAGAAAUUAUCGAAAGCCCAGCGGGACCUGAAUGCGGAAAAAGACGCGCACAAGUUGACCAAUAAAAACUUAGCGGAUGCGCAAAAUCUGUCUCAAAAGCUUGCUAAGGAUUUAGAUGAUGAAAAGAAGCGCGCUAAAGACAGAGAGGAUACCCUCCAGCGGGAUCUAACAAAAGCUAAUGUACAGCUUAACAAACUGUCUACUGUUGGCCCGAUGCAUAUUCCUAAGGAAAAUGAUGAAGCAGCACAAAAAGAAAUUGAACGGCUUGAAGGAUUAUUGGAUACGGAAAAGGAAAAUAAUCGCAAAGCCCAGAAGGAGCUGAGCGAUAUUAAACAUGAUAAAAAAUGUGUAAAUUGUGAAAAAGCGAUGCAGGCGAAGAAGGAAGCACAAGCCGUCGCCUUCGAGAAGGAUCAAAAUUGUAAUCGACUAUACGAAGAAAACAAGCAGUUGCGAGAUGAGUGGUAUGAAAAGCAAGAUCAACUUACCAAAUUGGAGGAUGAAUUUAAACAAGCGUGCAGCGAGCUUCUCCAGUUCAGAAAUUCUGGUGUUGCUCUUGGAGGAGGUCAAAGACAGUUUCAAAAGGAAGCCCCGGUAGCGACAGGAGACGUAUUACGGUCCACCUCAUUUCCCCUGUUUGAUCCCCAGAAUUUUUCGGCGUCUAAUGAACAGCCUUCAGCUCCCGUAACUAAUCCGGCCAGUAUUCUCCGGAAACCCAGACAGGAAUCACGGGUCGAAUUUUCAGAAGCCCAUGCUAUGCCGCGCUCGUCUUCCGAAGGUCAGGUUCCCAAGGAAACGGUGCUGCCCAAUCAAAAGAAAAACCGGUCAACAGACUUGCGUCAAGAGAUAUUCAAAAGGCAGUCCGAUGAUGUUAGCCGUCAUGCGCGUAGAUCUGAAAACAGAGACGGUUCUGACAUUGAGAAUGAAUUAAUGGACGAUUUGCCGCUUGAUGACGAACUUCGUCGUCCUAGUAGCACGGCCAGUAACGAAUCCACGUCCAGAAAUUUAAAUCUGGAAGAAUGGUUAAUUAAGCAGACGCAAAUAUCGGACAGGGCAGCACUUACACAAGAAUGCGUUGUUGAAUUAAUCACGAAGCUCGCGGAAAAAGGAAACGAUAAAGCCGAAGGCAGUAUGAAACUCUUUACCUUCGAUGAUUCCCAUCCAGAAAAAAUUCAGAAGUGGCUCAUGAAUGUGGAGCAGUGUCGAACCACGAACAAUUGGAAUGAUGAGGUUACUUGUCGUAGAGUAACCGGCGCUUUCACCGGAGCCUCCUUCCAAUGGUUCGAAAAAUUCUGGAAAGACAAUAAAGGAAAGUCAUGGUCCGAUUACUUUAAACCGGCAAUUAGCAUUUUAAUGGCUCGUUGUCUAAAGCGGAUAUGCGCAGAAAAAUGA
Messenger RNA from Paramacrobiotus metropolitanus, 2088 nucleotides. RefSeq names its product interaptin-like. The transcript has a single exon. NCBI's taxonomy places the organism in Eukaryota, Metazoa, Tardigrada, Eutardigrada, Parachela, Macrobiotidae. The coding region runs from base 1 to 2088 and encodes 695 amino acids. The record is from RefSeq and is a predicted model, not a curated record.